AGGAAGACACAGGAGGAAAAUGAUCAACUGCAAACCAGGAGAGAGGUUUGCAGAAGAAAUCAACCCUGCUGACGACUUGAUCUCAGACUCCUAGCCUCCAGGAUUGUGAGAAAAUACAUUUCUGCUGUUUAAGCCACCCAGUCUGAGAUAUUUUGUUAUGGCGGCCAGAGCAAACUGAUACAGAUGAAUGCUAUUCUGGUCAGCCUCGUGGUUUUAGCCACCUUGGUGACUUUAUGCAAUACUCAGUGCUUUAUCAUCCCUAACCAGAACUCUGGAUCUAAUGAAUGCAAGGAUCUCGAUGGAAUCACACACCCUCUGGACUCCCAGUGGAAGACUGAGAACUGUGAAGAGUGUUCUUGCAGCCAGAAUGGAAUUAACUGUUGCAGCCUUAUUGCUGUACCUGUGGAUUAUGACACAGAAAAGUGCAAGAAAGUCUUCAACAAGGAGACGUGCAGCUAUACAGUAGUGGAACGCGACAACCCAGAAAAUCCCUGUGCUGUCAGCCAGUGGGUGUUAUAAUGUUCUUCUCAUGGGCCCAGAGCUCCCAGCCAGAUCUUAUCCUCCUCUGGCCUCUAUGAAUCUAUGAUUGCAUAAUCCUACUUACCAGUAAAAACUUUUUUGAGCAAACACUUGAA
Molecule: messenger RNA, 635 nt
Organism: Camelus dromedarius (Arabian camel)
Lineage: Eukaryota; Metazoa; Chordata; Mammalia; Artiodactyla; Camelidae
Gene: MSMB
Product: microseminoprotein beta
Exons: 4
Coding region: 184-519 (111 amino acids)
Source: RefSeq, a predicted model, not a curated record